This is a messenger RNA of Caenorhabditis bovis, 711 nucleotides long. The record is from the annotation of a GenBank genome assembly. NCBI's taxonomy places the organism in Eukaryota, Metazoa, Nematoda, Chromadorea, Rhabditida, Rhabditidae.
AUGCCGAAAAAGUUUGCAAACGAGAAUCCAAAAGUUGUUGCUGCUCGGGAUCGAAAAGCAACGGCAAAGCGGGAGGAAGCCGAAAAAAAGCAAAAGGCUGCUGAGGAUGCUUAUUGGGCAGACGAUGAUAAAUUAGUUAAUCGAAAGCUUCAACGAAAGGAAGAAGAAGAGCGAAAAAAAUUGGAAGCGUUGAAGCGAAAAGAAGAAAAUCGCAAAUUGGCAGAGGAAGAAAUGAGCAGUCUGUCGAAAAAAACGGAAUCUGCACCCAAAGUGACACGAGCUGCAAUUCAUCAGCGUAAGGAACAAGAGGAGAGAAUAAUGAAGGAGCUAGAAGAGCGAAGGCAAGCGGAAGCUCAGAAAAUUGAGGAAACAUUGUUCUUGAAGAAAUGGAAAUCCGAAAUGCGCAAUUUUCAGACCGUCACCGAGCUCGAGGAGAAUAUAAAUCGAUUGGAUAUUGAGGCAGCUUCAGCAAGGAACGUGGAUGAAGCCUUGAAGGCUCUAGGAGAUGCAAAAGCCGCUUCAGAAAUCGAUAAACACCCGGAAAAACGUUUGAAGGCUGCAUAUUUGGCAUUCGAGGAGAAACGCCUUCCACAACUGAAAAUAGAACACCCAACGUAUCGCCUGUCGCAACUGAAACAAGUCCUUAAAAAGGAAUGGCAAAAGUCGCCGGAGAAUCCGCUGAACGCGAAGAUUAUGGCUCUCUCACAGUAG